Messenger RNA from Myripristis murdjan (pinecone soldierfish), 798 nucleotides. RefSeq names its product claudin 1 (gene cldn1). The record is from RefSeq and is a predicted model, not a curated record. Gene Ontology annotation, molecular function: structural molecule activity. The transcript has 4 exons. NCBI's taxonomy places the organism in Eukaryota, Metazoa, Chordata, Actinopteri, Holocentriformes, Holocentridae. Bases 156 to 791 code for a protein of 211 amino acids. Gene Ontology annotation, cellular component: membrane; bicellular tight junction.
ACCUUCACCCAAAGCCCUCAGGAACUCAGGAAGGAUUUUUUUGUUUGCAGUUUCUAAAACAAAAGGACCAAAGGGAUUUUUUUUUGCUUAUUUAUUUAUUUCAUUUACUUUUUUUUUUUUUUUUUUUUUACUUAUUUACUUUGUGGAGGUGAAUCAUGGCCAACGCUGGGAUACAGCUCCUUGGGUUUGCGCUGGCCUUCAUCGGCUUCAUGGGUUUGAUUGCAGCCACAAUCAUGGCAGAGUGGAAAGCCUCAUCCUAUGCAGGCGACAACAUCAUCACAGCUCAGGCCAUGUACGAGGGACUGUGGAAGUCUUGUGUAUCGCAGAGCACGGGUCAAAUUCAGUGCAAAGUCUAUGACUCACUCCUGCAGUUACCAGGGAUUGUACAGGGAACUCGAGGCCUGAUGGUGGCCUCCCUCUUGCUGUGUUUCAUCUCCGUCAUGGUGGCUACGGUGGGCAUGAAAUGCACCACCUGUCUGGCAGAGGAGCCUGAGCAGAAGGACAAAGUGGCCCUAGCUGGAGGGAUCCUCUUCCUCAUCUCCGGUCUGUGUGCUCUCGUGGCAACGUGUUGGUAUGGCAACAGAAUAGCACAGGAGUUCUAUGACCCCUUCACUCCCACGAACGCCAGGUAUGAAUUUGGAAAGGCCCUGUUUGUGGGAUGGGGAUCUUCCUGCCUCACCCUCAUAGGAGGAGCCUUCCUCUGCUGCAACUGCGGCAGCAAGCCCUCAGGGAAGCAUCCACGCUACCCACCAUCCCGCUCUGCAGGCCAGUCAGGCAAAGACUACGUGUAGGACUGGA